Molecule: messenger RNA, 711 nt
Organism: Coniophora puteana RWD-64-598 SS2
Lineage: Eukaryota; Fungi; Basidiomycota; Agaricomycetes; Boletales; Coniophoraceae
Exons: 5
Coding region: 1-711 (236 amino acids)
Source: RefSeq, a predicted model, not a curated record
AUGUUUGCUAUUAUUGUCAGCGCUGAGUUCAGCAGCCAUCUGCCCCUGGUUCUACGAAUUUUUUACGAUAGGGGUACCAGUCGUUGGGCGAACGUGCAAUUGCCUCAAAGCAAUAGCAAUGUGGCGGUGUUAGCUAUCGCAGCUGGAGUAUUGGCCAGCGGUGUUAUCCGUUUUCAGCUUGUUCAGCUCGCCAAUGUUGCAUCACCUCCUCAGGCUGGAGGCAUUGGUGGUUCAGGCGUCAACAAUGAUACUGGGUCAAGUGCCGGUCCGAAGAUUGCUAGGUUUUCCCCUUAUCCGGUUACUUCUCCUCGCAAAGCUACAAUGGUCGAAUCUGUCGAGCCUUCGGGCGAGGGAUCACUUCAAUCCGGAAAACAUGUUGCUGAUGAUGCACCCGAUGAUGUAGAUGAAUGUGCCAGCAACGACGGUGCUCAGACAUCCCAAGAGUCCUCUUCUGCUUCAUCAAACACACUCAGGUCCGUAGAUGCAACCCGUGUUGCUUCUGCUGAGGCGCCUGCGCUCGCAUCUGUUUUCGCAUCUCUUGAUGAAGCUCAGAUCAUGGCUCUUCUCAAUGCACGUACACUGAUGCAGGGCGCGUCCAUUGGUGUACCGGAGAGUUCUCGUGACGGGUCCUCUGCUGUUCCGCCCUUUGAAGAGGAUCAGGGUGGCAGGACUAGGAAAACACGGAAGUCGAAGAGCACGUCCAAGAAGUAG